This is a messenger RNA of Tarenaya hassleriana, 1046 nucleotides long. Its product is annotated as rac-like GTP-binding protein ARAC10. Gene Ontology annotation, cellular component: plasma membrane; cytoplasmic vesicle; cytoskeleton. The transcript is spliced from 8 exons. Lineage: Eukaryota; Viridiplantae; Streptophyta; Magnoliopsida; Brassicales; Cleomaceae. Gene Ontology annotation, molecular function: GTP binding; GTPase activity; protein kinase binding. Bases 220 to 870 code for a protein of 216 amino acids. The record is from RefSeq and is a predicted model, not a curated record. Gene Ontology annotation, biological process: cortical cytoskeleton organization; regulation of actin cytoskeleton organization; establishment or maintenance of cell polarity.
AGAGAAGAAAAAAAAAAGCCAUAAAUUUGUGCAACAACAACCUAGCUUUGUGUUUUAUUGUGGGUUUGUUUCACUGUUAUUUCACCUUUAAGUAAUCCCUGCAUUUAUCUCGCUCUUCUUCUCUCUCUCUCUCUCUGGUUUCUGCAUUUCCUUUUCCUGUUUCUGUUCUGUCUUUUGUGUUGUUUGGUUUUUUCUCUCUCUCCCUCUAGUUUGAUUUCAAUGGCUUCGAGUGCUUCAAGGUUCAUCAAGUGUGUGACUGUUGGCGAUGGCGCUGUUGGCAAAACCUGUAUGCUCAUCUGCUACACCAGCAACAAGUUCCCAACUGACUACAUACCAACGGUUUUUGACAACUUCAGUGCAAAUGUUGUGGUUGAAGGCACCACAGUGAACUUGGGGCUCUGGGAUACUGCUGGGCAGGAGGAUUACAACAGACUAAGGCCUUUGAGCUAUAGAGGGGCAGACGUUUUUGUCUUGGCUUUCUCAUUGGUCAGCCGAGCUAGCUACGAGAAUGUACUCAAAAAGUGGAUCCCUGAACUCCAACACUUUGCACCAGGAGUCCCUAUAGUUCUGGUCGGUACCAAAUUGGAUCUUCGGGAAGAUAAGCAUUAUUUGGCCGAUCAUCCAGGACUGGUCCCUGUAAGUACUGCACAGGGAGAGGAACUUCGUAAGCAGAUAGGUGCAAUGUAUUACAUCGAAUGCAGCUCGAAAACUCAGCAGAAUGUGAAAGCUGUGUUUGACGCUGCAAUCAAAGUAGUAAUCAAACCACCCCUGAAGCUGAAAGAGAAGAAGAAGAUGAAGAAGAAGAAGCAAAAGUCACGUCCUGGCUGUCUACUCAACGUCCUGUGCGGGAGGAGAGUCGUGCGGCACUGAUUUGGGCCAAAACCUCAGCCUCAUUGAUCAUUUUCAGUUACCACUUUUGUGUUUUUGUCUGAAAUGAAAUAUAUAUUUGUAACCAGAGGACCUGACAAUCCAUAAAAUAGUCACAUGACCAUGAGAGUUUGUUCCCUUUUUCUGGUUUCUUCUGUAUAAUCAAACACUCUUCUCAA